This is a messenger RNA of Fusarium musae, 1335 nucleotides long. RefSeq lists its product as uncharacterized. Gene Ontology annotation, molecular function: hydrolase activity, acting on carbon-nitrogen (but not peptide) bonds. The record is from RefSeq and is a predicted model, not a curated record. The transcript has a single exon. Lineage: Eukaryota; Fungi; Ascomycota; Sordariomycetes; Hypocreales; Nectriaceae. The coding region runs from base 1 to 1335 and encodes 444 amino acids.
AUGGCCAAAAUCCCUAUGAUCCCCGAUCACAUAAUCAUUCCUUGGAUUCCUCCCCCGCGACCAAGAUACAUUCUCACCAGCGCCAAUAUUAUUGACCCUGUUCAAGGCACCGUACUAGAGAACGCAACGAUCCAUCUCUGCGAUGGUAUCAUCAAAUCUAUCAAUGGCGAUGCAACAGAAUGGAGCGACGAUCCGUCUGUUGUGAAAAUGGACUUGGGCGGAAAGUAUGUUUGUCCCGGCCUGAUAGAUUGUCAUGUGCAUCUCGCGGCAGUUCCUGGGAAGAAGGGUCUGGAGGAUUUGAAGAAUUUCAACCUUUCAGCCUCGCUCCUUCGCCAGCCACAAGUCUGCAAAUCUAUGUUGGAGAGGGGAUUUACAACCGUGAGAGAUUGCGGUGGUGCUCUAGCUCCCUUGAAAAAAGCGAUUGAGGACUAUGUUCAUCCAGGCCCAAGGCUAUUCAUCGCUGGGCAUGCAUUAUCACAAACAGGCGGUCAUGCAGACGUCCGCGAACAGCUAAACGAACAUGAGUGUUGCGGCGGAACUAUCCAAGGGAUUGGGCGAAUCAUUGAUGGCGUGCCAGAUUGUUUGAAGUAUACCCGGGAGGAGCUUCGCCAAGGAUCCGACUUUAUCAAGAUCAUGGGCGGUGGUGGGGUGGCUAGUCCAACAGAUAAGAUCGAGCACAUCCAGUUCUCAGAUAAGGAGAUCAAGGCUAUUGUGACGGUCGCGUCUAACGCAGGCACAUACGUGACGUCUCAUGCCUACACACCUCAAGCGAUCCAACAGGCAGUCAACCAGGGAGUUCUGGGUAUCGAGCAUGGAAAUCUCAUCGAUAAAGAAACCGCUGAACUCAUGGCUGCCAAAGGAGUCUUUCUGACCCCGACCCUAGUUGCUUACGCAACUAUGGAGCAAUUUGAAGGCUUUCUCCCACCUGCUUCAGCCAAGAAGAACAGGGAGGUAUUGGAGAAAGGAUUGGAAGCCAUCAAGAUUGCAACGGAGGCUGGAGUAACAAUAUGUUUCGGAAGUGACCUCCUCGGGCAAUUACAUUUUGCGCAGUCCCGCGAAUUCGGGCUCCGAUCGCAGGUUCAAAGUUCGCUUGAAGUUCUGCAAAGUGCGACCAUCAACGCUGCUCGAAUGCUUAGGCAGGAAAAGUUCUUGGGCCAGGUCGCCCCAGGAUUUGCUGCCGACCUUCUGAUCUUGAACGUGAAUCCAUUGGAGGAUAUUACCGUUCUGGAUACACCGGAGAAGCAUGUACUGGCGACAUUCAAGGAUGGACGAGUCUUCGCGUCUAGGUGGUCAGAACUGGAAACCUACUUCAGCCGAACAGUAAAUAUUGCUUAG